Molecule: messenger RNA, 1030 nt
Organism: Clunio marinus
Lineage: Eukaryota; Metazoa; Arthropoda; Insecta; Diptera; Chironomidae
Source: the annotation of a GenBank genome assembly
CGAGAGAAAUAUUUUGGAUAAAAUUUUAAAAUCACUGAUAUUUGGUCUUCUUCAUUUACUUAAUUGACCACAAAAAGCAAUUAGAUAUGGUUUCAGUACAAGAAACACAAGAAGAAAAAAUGAGCAGCGAAACGCGAGCAAAUCAAGUUUUGUUGGGAGCUUCAGGAUUUGUUCUUUCAAUUAUUUUUAUUUUAUGGGGAAUGAUUGUGCUGGUUCGAUUCUGGGUUUUCACCAAAAUAUUUUACAGCCUCUUCAUUGUUUCGAUACUUGUCGUUGGAGUCAUUUUUAAUGUGUUUUCAAUAGUUAAUCUCUCAUUUUCUGAUGACUGCAGCACCGACAUCAUCAAACCUUUUGUAUUCCUGCCAGCUGUGUCAAUAUCAUGGAAUAUAAUUGGAAUACUCAUGUCGUUAUUUUCUGACAAAUUUUUCAAACAAUUUAGUGAUGUUCCAGUUGUAAUGUACACUGAUUCAUUUUAUGCUGGGGAGAACUACAAUGUUAGUACUGCUUUAGUGCAUCCAUUGGUUUAUAAAUUUAAAAGCCCAGGAAGUUCACUUUUCGACCACGAAUACCUCAUCCUUGGAAUUUUGUUCUUCAUUUUAAUUAUUCAGAUAAUCUUCUGGGCCUUUGCUUUCUUUUUCUAUAAGGAUGUUAAAAAGCAGGAGGAAAGAGUGGAAGCGCGCAAAGAAAUUAAAGCCUUGUAGCUAUUUUAUAUUAAAAAAAAAACUACUCAAGUCUGUUCAUAAGAUUUAUAAUUGCAGAUAAUAAAAUAUAAAAUUAUCACAGACAUGAUCGCAUCAGACCCUAUUUGCAAAAAGGCGAAGAAAGAUUAUUACAAACCAAUUUUCACAUGACAUGAAAGUGAACAAACACAAUUAAUUCUUAAUUUAAUUAUUUUAUUAUUUAAAAUCAUUUGGUAUUUUGAGAAAAUUAUCGCGAAUUUAUGAGGAACAAAAAGAAAUCUCCACAAUUUUUUUUCACUUUUUAUUUUCGAAAAUUUUAAAAAUAGAAUCAAAAGAAAGUUAUUUUUGUG